AUGAAUGAUUUGAGAGUUAACAGGUUGAAGGUUAUCACAUCAGUAGAAUGGUUGUAUGAUGCUGUUGAAGCUUCCAAGGAUAACCAUGUCAUCGGAACGGAGAAUGAACUAAACAUGGCAGUGGACAGAGAGGCUGAUUGGAUUAAGGCCAUGCAAGAUAAGCUAAAUCAAUUUGAAUGUCAUCGUGUGUGGACUCUUGUUCCCAAGCCUCAAGGAAAAACUGUCAUUGCUACUCAUUGGGUUUUCAGAAACAAAAUGGAUGAAGAUGAAAUUGUAAUAAGGAACAGAGCCAGGCUUGUUGCUCAUGGUUUUUUUCAGCUUGAAGGUUUAGACUAUGAUGAAACAUUUGCUCCAGUCGCAAGACUUGAAGCAAUUCGUUUGUUUCUAGCUUUUCCUCCUUCAAGAACUACAAAGUUUACGAAAUGGAUGUCAAGACUGCAUUUCUACAUGGAGUUCUUCAAGAAUGAGUCUUUCUAA
Lactuca sativa (garden lettuce) is the source of this 477-nucleotide messenger RNA. RefSeq names its product putative mitochondrial protein AtMg00820. The record is from RefSeq and is a predicted model, not a curated record. NCBI's taxonomy places the organism in Eukaryota, Viridiplantae, Streptophyta, Magnoliopsida, Asterales, Asteraceae.